Molecule: messenger RNA, 2239 nt
Organism: Schistocerca nitens (vagrant locust)
Lineage: Eukaryota; Metazoa; Arthropoda; Insecta; Orthoptera; Acrididae
Product: TLC domain-containing protein 3A
Exons: 6
Coding region: 322-1281 (319 amino acids)
Biological process (GO): lipid homeostasis
Cellular component (GO): membrane; endoplasmic reticulum
Source: RefSeq, a predicted model, not a curated record
UAUUUUUAUUCCUUUAGGAAGUCUCGUAAUGUUAUUUUCGGAAAAAAGUUUAUUGAUGGCAAGUAAAGUAGCAGACGGCUAGCAUCUGUACCUUGUUUUGACACGGAGUGAUGUGUUAAGAUUAUGUCCUUCAUAUAUUGUUGAAGGGCAUAAGAACUCUUUCGUUUCCAAUUAACGCUGUGCUGGAAAUACAUGUUUUGUUACGUAAAGAAAUGAUUGGUUUGCCGAGUUUGCAGUCGAAACUCCUUCACAGAAUGGUGAUAGGCCGCUCGUGUAGUGUAUGCUUUGAAACAAGGCCACAAGUUUGCUGAAGCGGCAAAAAUGCAGCGACUUUCCUACGCCGGGAGAUACCCGGAGCAGCAGAGUUUGAAGACUCCGCCGGCUUCCUUACUUCUGGUGUCAGUGUUAGGGUCGUUUGUUCUAGCAGCAGGCUCAGUAAUUCUUCUGGCACCAGAAGACCGCAUUUCAGUUGCCCGUGGGGCCUGGCUUUCGGGCCUUGGGCUUAUCUUCUUCGUUUCGCUGUUUGAUCUCCUUAAUCAUGUGGCAUUGCAGACGAAUGUGGGACAUGUGUUCCGAAAAAAGUACGAACUGACAUUAUAUGAAGUCCUCGAUAUUUCCAACAAAACUGUGUCAGCAGUUCAGGCAGUAUUAUCGUGUAUCACGGGAUCCAUUGUAUGUAUGUGGUCAUGCACACGUGACUUCCUGCGAUCUUCACAUUUCAUGUCAGAAGCAUAUGCAUGGUUUGGUGCAUCGUACUUCUUCUAUGAUAUAUGGUCAAUGUACAAAGUCCAUACAUCUGGCAAAAGUGAUGUGGAGCGACAACAACACAGUGGUCACUGCCUUGCACAAUGGAGCGAUUACAUUUGCAAACAGCCAAUGAUAGUACUGCAUCAUUUGUUUAUUGGCUCAUUUGGAUUCCUCGUCAUUGUUCAUCUGAGAGGUGACUUAGGGGACUGUAUAUUUGGGGUUGUGUACCUUAUGGAACUCAGUACACCUUUUGUCUCUUUUAGAGGCAUCCUCAGUAAGUUAAAGAUGAAAUCAUCACAGCUUUAUGUGGUCAAUGGUCUAGUCAUGCUAGUCACGUUUUUUCUCUGCCGUGUAAUUACGCUCCCGUAUGUCUGCUAUAAGUACAGUGACUAUGUAGGAUUGUCAUUUUGGGAGGCUUUCAUAUCACUGCCUACUGGUUGCAAAAUUAGCAUAGCCAUAUUGAUGUUUCCUCAGAUAUAUUGGUUUAUUCUGAUGGUAAAGGGUGCAUUUUCAGUUUUUUUUCCAGUGAAGUAAAACAGUAUCGCCAGUUAAAAAAUAUAACUAUUGUGCAGUAAAUACCCAUUAAUUUAGUUGUGGAUGUUUCACCUUAUGCCAGUGGGAAGAGAGCAUUCACAAUUUUCUGUCCUUGUAAUACAGUUGUACAUAGCUAUUCCUGCCUGUGGUAUUUAAAGAUCUGACAUUCUCUUUCCUUCAUAACGUGCAGGAUAAAGCUAAACUGAAAUUUCAUGUGUGUGAUAGAUUGGUUUGUGGGGAUUAGAAAUGCUGUGUUAGGAUUUUCAGAUACAGAUUAAAUGUUGUGUGCUGUUUUUUUAUGAAAUGCAUAAAGUAUGGGCGACAAUAGUUCCUAUAUGUGCGUAGAUGUGUGUAUAUGUGUCUAUAUGCGUGGCUGUCAUGCUGCCAAAAAAUGUGCAUUUAAUAUGAUUGCAGUUCAGUAUUGACAACAAAACAUUACCAGAGUCAAACGCCUCAACCAGAUUCGCACACACCUGCAGAAAACCUAAACAUUUUAUGGAGAAGAAAUAAUUAACUAAUAAAUGUGUGUAGAGAAAGGGUGUUAACAGCUGUUAUAAAAAUGAUCAACAACAUUCCACAGCUCCUUGUUAAUUUCUGUGUUAUACUGUGGAACAUGGCUGCUGUAAUCAUUUCAACGCUCUUAUUUCCACAUAGCUACCAGAAAUUAUUUUUUAAUAUUGACAACUUCUGAGAUUAAUGUGUUUAGCAUUUAUUAUUACAUGGGAGAUGCUUAGUAUUGCUCUGUCAGUUUUAUUGUUACUGCAACAAGCAAUAAACUGGAGAACAUCUGUCCUUAUAGGUGUGUGGCACUACCUGUUAGGAACACAAGAUUGACGUAGCUUUCUUUCUGCAUUGUAGGGAGUUUUGUUUUAGCUUCAAAUUUAUGAUAAUUGGCUUAAAAGAAUGAAAAUUAAUCCAGUAUAUUAUAUUGCUGUUUCAUUAAAAGACUGAAUAAAAU